AUGCCAAAAAAUCGGUUUAACUUAACGGGUUCAUUUGAGCUCUUCGCGGAUGACGAUACUUCUCAGCACAAUUUCGGAGGAGAAAGGAACGUUUUUAAAAGGAGCGCCCAGACGGGGGCGAGCUGUGAAGCAAUCCUUGGCAAAUUAAGGUUAGACGGACUUUCUACAUCCACGGCACCUGAUUUGCAAAUGUCAUCGACGAGUUUGGCAGGCGAGGAAUCGCAGACAAGUCCAAAAACCGAACCGCCUAGCUGGAAGUACUGUAAUGAAACGAGAAUGUGCUACAUGCAGAAAUUCAACAUCGAUUCAACUCGUGAUGAAGCAGAAAAGUAUUGCAAUGCCUACAAUGGACACUUAGCAUCCAUUCAUUCCAAGGAACAGAAUCAAUUUCUUUUAGGCAGAUUUGAGGGACCGUGUGACCCUUCGCUUCGUGAAAAACAUUGGUUGGAUGGUUCGGAAGUCAACUUCCAAAAUUGGAGCGAAGAACAACCAAACAAUCUAGAGUGUAAUGAAAACUCUGUACUUAUGGAUACGAUAGGAGAGUGGUCCGACUAUCCGGAUGACACAACGACUUUCUUCAUUUGCCAAACUGAAGACAUUUCAUACUGCCCCCAGCGCUUGAGAAGCGGGAACUUUGAGCUUGAAACGCAGUCAACGAAAUCUGUGUGGUUAAAAUGCAGACAUCAAGUCACAUUACUACGAACCAAUACCAGUCACUACGAACCAUACAACAUGUCUCAGGAGCUCUAUACAUAUCUGCAAAGUGAUGGAACGUGGAUGAAUUAUGAUUGUGAUUUUUUCCAAUGUCUUCAUCUGUGA
This is a messenger RNA of Necator americanus (New World hookworm), 819 nucleotides long. RefSeq lists its product as uncharacterized. The coding region runs from base 1 to 819 and encodes 272 amino acids. Lineage: Eukaryota; Metazoa; Nematoda; Chromadorea; Rhabditida; Ancylostomatidae. The record is from RefSeq and is a predicted model, not a curated record. The transcript is spliced from 9 exons. Gene Ontology annotation, molecular function: signaling receptor activity.